This is a messenger RNA of Saccostrea cuccullata (small rock oyster), 460 nucleotides long. RefSeq lists its product as uncharacterized. The record is from RefSeq and is a predicted model, not a curated record. Lineage: Eukaryota; Metazoa; Mollusca; Bivalvia; Ostreida; Ostreidae. Bases 29 to 460 code for a protein of 143 amino acids. The transcript has 4 exons.
AGUGGCGAGAUGUUUUCAAUCAUUUAAAAUGCCAGAAAGUAUGGAAUCAGCGUCACUGCAAGAUUUGGAGAACCUUUGCGCAUCAAUUCGAACUGUGAAAUCCUGUACUGAGCCAUACAAGAGUGCUUGUGCAGCAGAUCAGACUUUUACGGGGAUCAUGGGUAGUAUGACUCAGGCUGCUAUGCUUUGCGGAGAUUCUGGUUGCAAUUUAAUGAAAUGCUACUCAGAUGCUGGGAUUUCUAUGUACAAUACAGGAGGUGGCUCACCAAAUAUCAGCUGUAAUGGUUUUAUGUCAUUGAAAAUCUGUGUAGAAAGCCAGGAAUCGGCCUGUCAGCAGAAUCCAAUUUACUCAAGUGUUCAGGAAUCUCUCAAGAAAGUAGAAGUAAUGUGUGGCUAUCCAGGUAGAAUGAAAAUAAUAAAUAAGGAAUUAAAUUCCUCUUUAAACUGCAUGUUGUGCUAA